AUGGAUUCUUUCUCACGACUACCGCCGGAAAUCCGAAGGAACAUAAUUGUUCACGUCGAGUCAUACUCCGCCAUCAUGAAGCUCAUUCGCGCAUCUCCCACAAUGCUAUGGCAGUAUACAAUAGACCGAGAUGGCAUCGCACGAGAGAUCCUCAAGCCGAUAUUAGCUUUGGAUGAUACCGGUACCAUCCUACAGGAUGCACUCAUCAUAGCCCACAGUCGCAAUUAUGAUACAGACGUUGUUACUGAUGAGGAGCUCUUACUAUCACGAGACCGACCCGACCCGCUAGCGCAGAAAGAUAGAAACAUGACGAUGAGGCUUUACCGCGUGAUAUCUUUUGCUAUUUGCUGGAUCGAAGACUACCUGGGCAAAGCCACCGAUCCGUUUCCUUCACGAGCUUACAUGGCUCUUCCAGAGAUGGCGACCGGCUGGACUGGCACACGAUUUCAAGACGAGAUAGUUGACAUCACGCCAGUCUUUUUUAGUCAACUUCGAUUGUCAGAGAGGUAUCGCCUUCUACGAGCAUUUCUGAGUCUGGAAAUUAUUUUCAGAUGCUACGUUCUCUUCCCACAGAGACGGGGACUUCUUGAAUGGACCACUGGCGCAUCACAGAUACAGGAUCCCAGUGACACGGAGUGGGACGAUAUAAUGUGUUCCACAGAGUAUUUUAGAGUCCUCUACAAAACCCUCUUCAAUGAAGCGGCAUGGGGAAAAAGAAGGCGAAGUGUUCGAAAAGCCAACGCGCAAACUGCUCCAGGCUCUACUCUUCCGAAUCGGCUGUCGUUAGAUUCCCCUACCACAAACACUGACAGCCUGGAACAAGGAACAUCUCUCAGAUUUCCACACUCCAUCUGUGUCGAUACCCAACUUCGUCAUUCUGACUUUUUUCCUUUGUAUAUUCGCCACGAAACCCCCAGCUUCGGCUUCAGCGACCUCAGUUCAAUGCUUAUCUCGGGUGCUCCAAAUUUCCAAGACACAGACUUCAUCAUCUGCAUGGGGAUGUACUUUUCCAUCAUCUACUGA
Molecule: messenger RNA, 1023 nt
Organism: Fusarium pseudograminearum CS3096
Lineage: Eukaryota; Fungi; Ascomycota; Sordariomycetes; Hypocreales; Nectriaceae
Exons: 2
Coding region: 1-1023 (340 amino acids)
Source: RefSeq, a predicted model, not a curated record